AUGAAGGAUGACGACAAAGCGACGGCCAGGAUGCAGAAAAUAAAGCUCGACGACGGAACCAACGGCGUCGCCUCGCCGCAGCAGCCCGCAGAUCUCAUCACAACCGCAGUGACGGACGCGACAAAGGGUAUCAAACUCGAGGGCUCGCCAUCGCCGUCCACAGAAGGGGGCAAAUCCCGAACCGACAGCAAUGGAACCCCCAACUCGUCGCGCCCGCGCCUGUCGCGCAAGUCAUCCCGAAAGGACACGCCGACUCGAGAACCGCCCCUCUUCGAUAGGUUACCGAACAUGACCUCAGAGGCAUGCAGCUCCUUUCAGGUCAUCCCCGACUGUCUUUACGGCUCCAAGCACCUGGGCUCGACCGAGAACGACGCGUUUGACUGCGAAUGUCGAGGAGAUUGGCACGAUGGCGUCAAUAUGGCGUGCGGCGAAGACUCGGAUUGCAUAAACCGCGCGACGAAAAUGGAGUGCAGCGAGACGGCAGGCAACUGCGGUGGCGGAUGUCAGAACCAACGCUUUCAACGAAAACAAUAUGCCGACGUGUGCGUCAUCAAGACGGAGAAGAAGGGAUAUGGUCUUCGUACCGACGCGGAGCUCAGCGCGCACGACUUCAUCUUUGAGUACAUUGGCGAGGUCAUCAACGAGGCCACGUUUCGACGGCGCAUGCUCCAGUACGAUCAACAGGGCAUCAAGCAUUUUUACUUCAUGUCUCUCAGCAAAAACGAAUUUGUCGAUGCCACGCGCAAAGGUAACCUAGGCCGCUUUUGCAACCACUCUUGUGUCCCCAACUGCUACGUUGACAAGUGGGUGAUUGGCGACAAGCUGCGCAUGGGCAUCUUUGCGUUGCGUACAAUUCGUGCUGGUGAAGAGCUCGUCUUCAACUACAACGUCGAUCGCUACGGUGCUGACCCUCAGCCGUGCUAUUGCGGUGAGCCCACUUGUGUGGGCUUCAUUGGCGGCAAGACGCAGACGGAACGCGCCACAAAGCUGCCGCCUGCUACGAUUGAAGCACUUGGUGUCGAUCUUGGCGAUGGCUGGGACACGACUGUUGCCAAAAAGGCGCGUAAGAAGCGUGUUGAUGAGGAUGACGAGGACUACGUCAACAGUUUACAGGCCCGACCCCUUGACCAGGACGACGCCCGCAAAGUCAUGGCCACACUCAUGCAAUGCAAGGAGAAAUGGAUUGCUGUCAGACUUCUUGAUCGUAUUCAGCAAUCCAAAGAUGAGCGUGUGAUCCUCACUGUUAUGCGUAUGCACGCAUAUCAAAUCUUCAAGACAACCCUGCAUGCGUUUGGUGACGAUCACAACGUUGUCUUGCAGGUGCUCUCCAUCCUGGAUGCUUUCCCGCGUCUGACGAGGAACAAGAUUCAAGACUCAAAUAUCGAGGCUACUAUUCAGGAACUUGCUACCUCCGAGCACGAAGACGUUGCAUCAAAGUCGACAAGGCUCUUGGACGACUGGAGCAAACUAAAAAUCGCAUAUCGCAUUCUCCGGCGCAAGUUUGAGCCCGGCACGCAGACUCUGAGUAUUUACGAGGAUCGCAGAGGCGCGGCGAGAGAAGGGGAAUUGGCUGCACCCGCGCAGACUCCUCAGAGUAAAGCCGCAUCCCGGCCUAUUGAUGCACCCAAAGGACCUCGCAGUAACAUACCACAAAGAAACAGCAACUUCCAAGCUGGAAAUGGCUCGCGGCAACGGCAACGCUUCGGUAACAAUGGGCCUCUACCGCAAGGCUGGUUUUCUGCCAAAGAUGCCAGCGGCAACAUGUAUUAUUAUGAUAAACAGGGCACAACAACGUGGCAGCGUCCGACUCUGCCCGCCGACCAGACACCGAAGGUGCAGUCAAAGGCUCAGCAGGAGCAGCAGUUGAUCCAAAACAUCAUCGCGAAGGUAACAAAAGAGGGCACGCCGAAACCGACACCAUUACAACAGUCGCAAUCACAGUCCUCGGAUACCCCCAGCAAGGAUGCCCGAUCAGACAAGUGGCGAGUAUUGCCCCAAGACAAGCAAAUGAAGAUUUAUGAAAACACUCUUUUCCCUCAUAUCAAACAUGUUCUGGAUAAAUUCCGCCAUAAACUGCCAAAGGACGACUUGAAGCGUUUGGGCAAGGACCUCGCCAAAAAGCUGGUAGCUUCCGACUACAAGAAUGGCCGCGUCACAGACCCGACAGCCAAGCUGAGCGAUAAGCAAAUUUACAAGAUCAAGACGUACGCCAAGGACUUUCUAGACCGAGCAGUUCAAAAAUACGCGGUGCAAAAGAAGGACGCAGAUGCCUCCGGCCUCGCCCGCGGCUCUGCCGAAACGACGGCGAUGGAGCUUACCGGCGCCACCGACAGGGGCGACGAUGCCGAGCUGAGCGACAUGGACGUGGACGUGGAUGUGGACGUGGACAUGGACGACUCACCGGCGAGCCGCAAGCGCAAGCUUGACGAAGCCGCCGACACGGACCUACCGGACGCGACGCCGACCGCGGAUGGCCCCGAGAUGAAGCGCCUCAAGGAAGACGAAGUCGGCACGGCGGCAACGCCGAGCCCGCCCCCGCCUCCGCCCCCGCCUCCGCAAGACGAGGACCCCGAGCUCACGGAGGAGCAAGAGGCGCUGCGGGAGCAGGAACGAGCCCUGGAGCGCGAGAACGAAGAGGCCCAGUGGCUAGAGGACGAAGCGCAGAGGGCCAAUGGAGAACAGGAGCAGAAUCGAAAACAGGAGGUUCUGAGCCACUGA
Molecule: messenger RNA, 2718 nt
Organism: Cordyceps militaris CM01
Lineage: Eukaryota; Fungi; Ascomycota; Sordariomycetes; Hypocreales; Cordycipitaceae
Product: histone H3 lysine 36 (K36) methyltransferase
Exons: 3
Coding region: 1-2718 (905 amino acids)
Biological process (GO): regulation of DNA-templated transcription
Cellular component (GO): chromosome; chromatin; nucleus
Molecular function (GO): histone H3K36 methyltransferase activity; protein binding
Source: RefSeq, a predicted model, not a curated record